AGACUAAUCAAAUGGAUUUGGUGGCUUCAUAGAUAAUGACAACGGGGUGGCUUUUCUAAGGUUUAUGUUGCCAAGCUGCUGUGCAAAUGAGCAAAAAUGCACUUUUCCUUGGGGUUUUUACCAUUUGAAUGUCAAGAAAACUGUACGGAGAUCUUCAACACUUGGCAACACCGACAUGUCAAAACUGUUUACAAAAUACUGCCAAAACACUGCAGUCAUAUAUGUCCAUUUAUUAAUUUUUAAUUAAUUUUUAUCAUAAAUGUUGGUGUUUAUAAUAAGUAACAGUGCAGAAUAAUGGCAUAUUUUCACUACCGUUGUGGAGAGAGAAUCACAUUAAUUAAUGAAAACACCACAGCUAUACGAAAUGACUCUGAAUUCGAUCAUGGAUUAGUGAUUUCUGCAGAGCCUUUAAUGAAUGAUGUUCUGUUCGAAGUAAUUAUAGAUAGAAAGAUCAACACAUGGUCCGGUAGUUUGGAAAUUGGUGUGGUAGAUGUGGAUCCUCUUCAUUUUGAUUUCCCUCCAUGUGCGUCAAAAAUUCAAUCAGGAUCAUGGAUCAUGUCCGGAACUUCCGUUUUCAAAAACGGGAAUUGCUUGAUAGAAGGAUAUGGUAACGACUUGGACAAAUUGAAUCAGUUGGAUAGAAUAGGCUUGGUAAAAACUUGUGAGGGAGAUUUGAUAUUCUAUGUCAACGGAGAGUCUCAGGGUGUAGCAGCGGAAGGUCUACCAAAUAUCGUAUAUGCAAUAGUAGAUCUGUAUGGCAAAUGUGUUCAGGUUAGCGUUACCAGCCCGACAUUCAGAGAGCACAACAACGAUGACUGCCUCAGUGGAAGUUCAGUAUUGGCCAUAGAAAAUGAUGUUUUAAAUGUUACCUUAGGCGGAGACCUAAGUGAGCUGAGUUUGAGCAGCAGCAAUAGUUUGGACAUCCGAAUGGAUACUAACGCUAGUGCCAAUGUUCCGGAGGAUGGUUCGAGACAAGAUAGAAUAUGUUUCCAUGAGCGAUGCGGAUCUUUGGUAAAGUUAACAAAUGCAAAUCGAACUGCUGAGCGACGAAGACCGUUUGAUGAAUUUAAUAAUGCAGUUGUUAUGACCAAUAGGCCAUUGAGGGACUCGGAAUUAUUCGAAAUAAGAAUAGAUCGUUUAGUUGAUAAAUGGAGUGGCAGUAUUGAGAUGGGUGUGACAACUCACAAUCCAAACAGUCUGGUGUUUCCUGCCACAAUGACUAACAUGCGAAGUGGAACCAUUAUGAUGUCUGGCUGUGGAAUUUUGACAAAUGGAAAAGGCACUAGACGAGAAUACGGCGAUUUUAACUUGGAUGAAUUAAGCGAAGGCGACCGCGUUGGGAUGAUGCGAAAACCCGAUGGAAAUUUGCAUUAUUUUAUCAACGGCCUAGAUCAAGGAGUUGCCACUCAACGCGUACCCUCCACCGUUUGGGGCGUAAUUGACUUAUACGGAAUGACUAUUAAGGUUUCCAUUGUCGAAAGGGACGAAAGAGAAGAACAAAAUCUCAUUACGCGCAGAAACACGCGCGACCAAGAGAGCGCUGUUCCUGAACCUCAGCCACUUUCAUAUUACUAUGAUCGAUUGUCGUUUCAUCCAAACUGUGGCACACAUGCCGAAGUUAUUAAUAAUGGUCGCACCGCUCAUCGGCCAAAUGCUUCGGAUGACUUUAACAAUGGCGUUGUUCUUACGGCUCGUCCGUUGAAAACCGGCGAACUUUUUGAGAUUAAACUAGACAAAGUUGUCACAAAAUGGGCUGGCUCAAUUGAAAUGGGAGUGACUACUCAUAGUCCGGUAGAUUUGGAGUUUCCGUUUACCAUGACCAACGUUAGAUCUGGCACUUGGAUGAUGACGGGAAGUGGAAUAAUGCACAAUGGCACUAUCAUUCAAGAGCAAUACGGCGUGAAUUUGGAUAGAUUGCAAGUUGGAGAUCGAGUAGGAUUAGUGCGGAAAGAAAACGGACAAUUACACUUUUUUGUAAAUGGAGUGGAUCAAGGAAGUGCAGCCAAUAAUGUCCCUGAAAAGUUAUAUGGCGUUAUAGAUUUAUACGGACAGUGUGUAGCAGUGUCUUUAAUUGAUACAUACGACGACGCUUCUCCAGAUACCAAUAAUUCAAGCUUAUCAAAUGCAACCCUUUACUGCGAUUUAAGAUUCCACCAUGUUCAUGGUAAAAACGCACGAAUAAUAAACAAUGGGUUAACGGCUCUACGUCCACGACCUCUGGCCGAAUUUAAUGACGCUAUCGUUUUUUCCAAUCGACCUUUGAGGGACGGCGAAAUAUUUGAAAUCCUAUUGGACACUAUAGUCGAUAGAUGGUCGGGAAGCAUUGAACUGGGUGUAACUGCUGUAAGACCCGAUGAUAUCGAGCUGCCGAAUACAGCAACUGAUCUGCAUAGAGAUACUUGGAUGUUGAGCGGGGCUUCAGUAAUGGUUAAUGGCAAAACUAGUCUAAAUAACUAUCCAUGUGAUUUGGAUACUUUAGGAUCUGGUGUGAGAUUGGGAGUCAUGCGAUCCUGUGAGAAACAGUUGGAGUUUUUCAUGGAUGGAGUAUCACAAGGACCGGCGUGCUUUAUUCCACACGGCAACAUCUAUGCUGUUGUUGAUUUGUAUGGGCAGUGUGCGCAAGUUAGCAUUCCUUGUGCUACCCCAAUCGCUCCUUUAGCCUCUGUGGGAAUUGAUACCUGUCCUCGUUCAGACACUUCGGCUUCUUUGCAAGCUGGCGGCGCUCUUCAUCCAAACCACGAGCUUUACUUACAUAGGUUUUCCGAACAACAUGGAAAAGGUGUUGUUCUUAGUGAAAAUGGCAGGGUUGCGUGCAGAUCGAAGGAGUACAGCAGCAGUAUCGUUUACAGUAGCACACGAUUAACGAAAGACGAAAUCUUUGAGGUUUCUAUCGUAAAUCUUUUGGCGCACAUGGCGGGAACUCUUUCAAUAGGAAUAACUGAGACUCCGCCUUGUUCACCCAUCAGAAGCUUUCCAAUUGACUGUUGCUACUUAACUGGCAACGAACUCUGCCACCAGAAUAAGCUCUUGCAAAUCUUCACUCCGAGUUUGAACUGGUUGAAUGUGGGAGACCGCAUCGGGAUUCUUCAAACUCAAGAUUUGGUUUUGAAGGUUUUUAUAAAUGGCGAAGAGCUUCCAGUUCAGUUUCCUUCAAUGGGCGACAAUGUUUGGGCUGUUUUUGACCUAAAAGGGCAGUGCUGUGAAUUAACAGUCACCAGCCAUAAAGUUCCUUCUCCAUCUCCAAUGAACAGUGCCCGACUUCAAGACAGCCUAGAAGUUGUCUUGGAUCAAGAACUAGUUCCUCUGGAAAUGGAAGAAUGCAUCAUGUUAGGUUCAACUGAGUCAGCAGCAGGCAGUACAAUUAGACAAUACGAAUUUCAUGAAAAUCACGGCCGUAAUAUUGAGCUGCAAUCGGAUAAAACUGUGGCACGACGAGUGGCUUCCUAUAACCAAGGCGUAGUUACCGUUACACCAGCUUUAGAUCCCAAUAAAGAGGUGCAGGUGGUUAUUGAGCAGCUGGAUACGCGUUGGCAAUCGUCGAUUAUAGUUGGUGUGGUCGCUGGGCCGUUGGAACGAUUGAAUUUUCCUGUAAAUGCUUUGGCUCUGAAAGGGCCAUCGUGUGUAGUUGCUAACGAUUGGAUAUCGAUAAACGGUGUAAAGGGGCGAUCCAACUAUGGGCAAGUGUUACAAACUCUCACUGAAGGCGACUCUGUAGGUGUAAUGAUUACUGACAUGAAGUUUUUCAAACUGAUUAUCAACGGAGUUGAGGAGCAAAGUUUUCCUUGGACUUACCCACUUGGCCAGCCGGUGUAUGCAAUAUUUGACUUGUAUGGUCAAUGCCAAAAGGUGAAAAUAUUCGGCGAAGUAUCAAAAUCUAGAGAAACGGCUUUGGUGACUGCAGAAUGCGAAAAAGCUGAUUUGGACUCUUGCGAAAAAGAACGAACUGACAAUAGUCUAAGCUUGCCAUUGCCGAGCACAAGUUUAUCAAAUCCUGGUAAUUUGCUCAACAUGUCGCCUGUUGUGAGUCCUUUAGUGUUAUGUAUGUUGAAGGAAGAGUGUGAGAAUUUCAAGAAAAACAUACUCCUGCCAGAUCAAUAUUUUGCUUGCGAAGAACUGGUGUGCUACUGUUCUAAUUGCAACAGAAGUUGGUCGCUAGAAGACGAAAAAGAAGCAAAAGAGCGUCUUCCCAUCGGUUGGGUAAGGUUUCCACUGAAAAAUCGGGCUAACAUAUGCACAGAUAAAUGGGAUACCGCGUUCUACCCAACCAAAAUGGGUGCAGUGCGAUGUAUUUUAGAUCAAGGCUAUCCUCUAACUAAAGGCCAAUCUCAGUGGUGCAACUUCACCGGACAAAAGGGCGACGAUGUUCAAGUGGUUUUUUAUCCAUCGCUGGAAAAUUCCUCAGCCCCGCCAUACGAGAACGGUAGUAAAAAAGUUUAUGCAGCCUUUCAGUUAUUUGUAAAGCCGGGCGCUUAUUCGAUUACAAGAGACGCCGAUCGAACGGAGUGGAGUACGAAAGAAUCGGGGGCCAUCGUUCUAAAUUCCCUUCUACUGCAAAUAAAAUAAGUAAGGUCUCGUCAUCAAUUAUUUCACUGUGAUUUAUUCUAGUCGUUUAUUUCUAUAAGGUCAUCCAAAAGUAUAUAGCAAACUACACUCACUGUUCAACGACAUACCAUUGCAUUCUAAUUAAUAAGUUUCCCGUUAGUAAGUUAAAUAGCUGGCACUAAAAUUGCAAGACUAUUAUGAGUAGUUUCAAUCAUCACAUUUUUGCCAGUGGUAGACAAAGUUUAAUAGACAAUUGCGUUUUUAUUUGUCUAAUGUAGAUUCUUCAUGUAUCUGAUGAACCGUUAGUUUAAUUAUCUCAAAUUUUGGGUUCUGUUUUUCAUUCAUUCAUCUUUUUCAUCAAAAACUUUUAGGUUUAUUGAAUGUCCAAUUUCCACUUUACAAUGAUUUUUCGUUGCUCAAAGUGAAUAAUUUUAAUAAGUCAAGAACAAUUGCAUUUAGUUGUUUUUAGGAAGAAUUUAGAGAUUAUAUUAAUCUUUGAAUUGUUUUUGAACUGCCAAUUUUCUAAUGUAUUGUUGUAAUUGUUCGAAUUCAAAGUACGUUUUGAGGUCGUAUGAGCCAUACAACUAUUAGAUAAUAACAGUGUGAACUGCAUAUAUAUAUGAUGUUUAGUGUCAUGCUUAUUGACGAAUUCUAGGAGACUAGAAAUUUUGCAGUCAAAUCCGCGAUAUUUUCAGAAGAAACUAGACACCAGUGAUAUUUUCCAGUGAGGAAUCUUAUUAGGAUGCACUUUGAUGAUAAUGUUACUGUGCAUUUAUUUUAUUUAAAAUUUUCGAAACCCGGACCUAAAAAUGCUAAGGUUUCUAUUGACCUUCCUAAUAAGAUUAAUACAAAUUUUCUGCUAAUUUCUUCAGAGACAUGACGUCAAAUUUGAAUUACUCAGCCACUAAAUCAAGCCCAGUUUAAUAUCUAGGUGACAACGUAGUAGCUGUUUUUUGUAUUUUAUUAAGAUUACUGGGUGAAUUUGAUGUGUGGUUGCGUCCCCUGCGUUCUUAAUGUACGUGAUAGACGGUGGAAUUCUUUAUUGCUUGCAAGCCCAAUAAUGUUUGUUGUAUACAUAAUAUAAAAAAAGAAUAGCAAGUUUGCUAAAUCUGAUCACUUUAAGUAGAAUUACCAUAUAAGAUAAGAUUUUUAAAUAAACGAAGUUAAUUUGCCAAUA
Messenger RNA from Dendroctonus ponderosae (mountain pine beetle), 5719 nucleotides. RefSeq names its product neuralized-like protein 4 (gene Neurl4). Bases 295 to 4563 code for a protein of 1422 amino acids. NCBI's taxonomy places the organism in Eukaryota, Metazoa, Arthropoda, Insecta, Coleoptera, Curculionidae. The record is from RefSeq and is a predicted model, not a curated record. The transcript has 21 exons.